AUGAGCGAAGAAAAAGUUGUAACCGAUAUUAUUACGUUGACCCGACAUGUUCUUGAUGAACAACGUAGACAUAAGGAUGCCACUGGCGAUUUAACUUUGUUAUUAAAUGCCAUUCAACUUGGCUGCAAAUUCGUAGCGACCAAUGUUCGAAAGGCGAGAGUUGGUCUUGCUGGCGGCGCAUACAAUAUUUCGGGUGAUGAACAAAAAAAACUUGAUGUUAUCUCAAACGAAAUUUUUAUCAACGCACUUCGCUCUUCUGGAAAAGUGGCCGUGAUGGUUUCCGAAGAAAAUGAUGAAGCAAUCAUUGUUGAAGAAGGAUUGAAAGGGAAAUAUUGUGUAGUGUUUGAUCCGUUGGACGGUUCUUCUAAUAUUGAUGCAGGUGUCAAUAUUGGUACAAUCUUUGGCGUCUAUCGUGUGGCUGAAGGGUCACCUGGGACAGUCAAGGAUGUUCUUCGUCCUGGCAAUGAAAUGGUUGUUGCCGGUUAUUGUAUGUAUGGUAGUUCGGCAAAUAUGGUUAUUUCUGUCGGAAAUGGAGUGAAUGGUUAUACCCUUGACGAUUCUAUUGGUGAAUUUAUCCUUACUCAUCCCAAUAUCAGAAUCCCAUCCCGUGGCAAGAUAUACUCAGUGAAUGAGGGUAAUGCAAAGUACUGGCAUGAAGCUUGCGAAGAAUAUUUCCAUUCGCUUAAAUUUCCACCAGAAGGUAAAAACCCAUAUUCGGCCCGUUAUAUCGGAUCUAUGGUAGCAGAUGUUCAUCGUACAUUUUUGUACGGUGGAAUCUUUGCGUACCCUGCCGAUAAGAAAUCCAAAAGUGGGAAGCUUCGUUUGUUAUACGAAUGCUUUCCUAUGGCCUUCCUAGCAGAACAAGCGGGUGGUAAAGCUAUUACUGGCCAUGAAAGAGUACUCGAUGUUUGUCCAGAUGGUAUUCAUUCUAGAUGUCCAAUUUUCUUAGGCAGCAAAGAUGAUGUAGAAGAUGUUGAAAGGAUUUAUAAAAA
Racocetra persica is the source of this 992-nucleotide messenger RNA. The record is from the annotation of a GenBank genome assembly. NCBI's taxonomy places the organism in Eukaryota, Fungi, Glomeromycota, Glomeromycetes, Diversisporales, Gigasporaceae.